This is a messenger RNA of Knipowitschia caucasica, 270 nucleotides long. The record is from the annotation of a GenBank genome assembly. Lineage: Eukaryota; Metazoa; Chordata; Actinopteri; Gobiiformes; Gobiidae.
AUGAAGAAGGAAGAGGAAGGGAAGAAGAAGGAAGAAGAAAGAAAAGGGAAGAAGAGGAAAAAGAAGGAAGAGGAGGAGAAGAAAAGAAAAGGGAAGAAGGGGAAGAAGAAGAGAAAAAGGGGAAGAAAGAGAAGAAAGAGGAAGAAGGGGAUGAAGAGGAAGAAGAGGAAGAAGAGGAAGAAGAGAAAGAUGAGAAAGGAAGAGAAAGAAAAGAGAAAGAAGAGAACGGAGGAGAGGAAAAGAGUAGAAGAGAAGAAGGGGAAGAAAUAG